Peniophora sp. CBMAI 1063 is the source of this 633-nucleotide messenger RNA. The record is from the annotation of a GenBank genome assembly. NCBI's taxonomy places the organism in Eukaryota, Fungi, Basidiomycota, Agaricomycetes, Russulales, Peniophoraceae.
AUGGCCUCUCUCGCAGCCCGUCGAUGCUCUCAUGCGCUCUCGCAUACUCGUCUGAAUAUUUCUGCGUUGGCUCCGGCACGGACCGGCAUGAUGUCAGCAUCUUCAUGGGCGACCUCGGGCGCUUCUACCUCCACCCAGCCGGCGUCCCCCGCAUCGUCCCCCAGCUACCAGAAGCCGCCCAUACCAGUUGUCGUGCCCACGGAUAAGACACCCCUGAGCGCUGACGCCGCGUCGCCGCAAACUGCCGCACGACCACCGCCCGCUCCACGACCCCAGCGCCCCAAGCCGACGCUUCGGUCAAAGAAGGCGGCGCUUACUAUCACGCCUACCGCCAUGGAGAGGCUGAAGACGCUCAGCAAGAGCCCCACACCCCAACUUCUUCGCAUUGGUGUCCGUAAUAAGGGCUGCGCAGGCCUCUCGUACCACCUUGAAUACGUUGAUAAGCCGGCCAAGUUCGACGAGGUGGUCGAACAGGACGGCGUACAAGUUGUCAUCGACUCGAAGGCGCUAUUCAGCAUCAUCGGCUCGGAGAUGGACUGGAAGGAAGACCCACUAAGCUCAAAGUUCGUCUUCGCGAACCCGAAUAUCACCGAUGCCUGCGGGUGCGGCGAGUCGUUCACCGUAGGCUCAUGA